Messenger RNA from Aureobasidium musti, 1117 nucleotides. NCBI's taxonomy places the organism in Eukaryota, Fungi, Ascomycota, Dothideomycetes, Dothideales, Saccotheciaceae. The record is from the annotation of a GenBank genome assembly.
CAUGACUUCCAAUCCUCAGCCUCAACCUCGGGGUGGUGCAUCAGUGCAUGAGUACAGCAGAGACUUCCUAGCUUUCUCUGUUCAACAUGGCAUACACUGUGUACCAAUUGAUGAUAGGCUGACUUGUGGAAAGGAAGAACUCAACCGGCAAGCCGACUUCUACGACAUCAUCUCUCGACUGUUCGAGAGACGUCUCUUNCUGCCAACCAACUUGACUCCUGAAUUCGUGCUGGAUUGUGGCAGCGGUGGUGGCAUUGAAUGGGCCGAGGAAGUGAUGGAGAAAUCAGAGCUGGGGCCAGGAUCUUCCAGUUCCGAGGACGACGACUUUGCAUGCCAGGUAAGCCAUAAUAGCGAUAGGUUCGUACUUCAUCCAUCAGCCUGUCUAACCUACUGGCAANNGGUCGUCGCUGUCGACAUCUUCCAUACCGAAGGAUCGUCGCCCGGAGUGGUAAAGAAAACAUGGAACCUCAAUGUCGCCUUUCGUCACGAUCAGGAGGAACUUGCUAGAGACAAGUAUGAUCUUGUCAACUCACGCUUCNNCCUUGCAGACAACAUCGAUGCAAGCAGAUGNGGGGCCUAUGUACAAGACCUCCACGACCGACUCAGAGCUGGCGGCUGGCUCCAAAUGCUCGAAGCACACUUUCACGUUCAAUCGCGUAGCGGAAGACCUCUGGAAUAUCUCUCAAGAUGGUGGAACAUCUAUAGUCAGGCCUUGGAAGGGUAUAACAAAGACCCAAGAGUCGGAACGGAACUGUCAAGGUACAUGACCAACGCCGGAUUCAUAAACAUCUCCAUGGAACCGAAACAGCUGCCCGUUGGAGAAUGGCAUCAAGAUCCUCGUUUGAGAGAGAUAGGCAGAGACAUGAAGCGGAUAGCUUUGCAGACUCUAAGGUCGUUGGGUAUAUGGCACUGUCGUCGGGCCGGUAUGCAAGAAGCCGACUUCGAGGAUCUCAUCGCUGGUUGUGAAAGAGAGAUGUCAGACACGAGUCUACAACUCUACAUGCCAUUGUUCGCAGUUUGGGGGCAGAGGGCCGAGAGGGGUCAAAGCCGGGUCGAGAGAGGCUCUGCAUAUGUUCCCGAUCCUAGCAGACGUCUGCCUCCUCCAGUUGAUUGGGCA